Molecule: messenger RNA, 3681 nt
Organism: Lagopus leucura (white-tailed ptarmigan)
Lineage: Eukaryota; Metazoa; Chordata; Aves; Galliformes; Phasianidae
Gene: ZBTB14
Product: zinc finger and BTB domain containing 14
Exons: 3
Coding region: 290-1636 (448 amino acids)
Biological process (GO): regulation of transcription by RNA polymerase II
Cellular component (GO): nucleus
Molecular function (GO): protein binding; DNA-binding transcription factor activity, RNA polymerase II-specific; RNA polymerase II cis-regulatory region sequence-specific DNA binding
Source: RefSeq, a predicted model, not a curated record
AGUCCCGGCAGCAGCCGUGGUCACAGCGGUGAAAAAGCCGUGUGAGGGGACGAACAAUAAGUAGUGCGGUGGCAACGGGGUGCUCCUCCAGUUUGCUGCAGUGCUCCACUCGGGUGCCUGCUGCAUUCCGCUACAGAGUUUGGUUUCUUUCCCCGAUCCCAAACUCCUGUGUGCUCACCAACACGACUUUCAGCUAGUUAAUCAUUCGGCUGAAGGUGGCCCUUUGUAAGGGUUAAUCAUCCGUCAAAUAUUUAAUAAUUGUUUGUUCAGAAAAUUUCCUGCAUUGUUCAUGGAGUUUUUCAUCAGUAUGUCUGAAACCAUUAAAUAUAAUGAUGACGAUCACAAAACUGUGUUCUUGAAAACAUUAAAUGAACAACGUUUGGAAGGAGAAUUUUGUGACAUAGCUAUCGUGGUUGAAGAUGUUAAAUUCCGAGCACAUAGGUGUGUGCUUGCUGCCUGCAGUACCUACUUCAAAAAGCUUUUCAAAAAACUAGAGGUCGAUAGUUCCUCAGUAAUCGAAAUAGAUUUUCUUCGUUCUGAUAUUUUUGAGGAAGUUCUUAAUUACAUGUACACUGCAAAGAUUUCUGUUAAGAAGGAAGAUGUAAAUUUGAUGAUGUCUUCAGGCCAGAUUCUUGGUAUUCGUUUUCUGGAUAAACUCUGCUCUCAAAAACGUGAUGUAUCUAGUCCUGAGGAGAACACACAGUCCAAGAGCAAGUACUGUCUGAAAAUAAACCGUCCUAUUGGGGAACCUAAUGAUACCCAGGAUGAUGAGGUAGAAGAGAUUGGAGAUCACGAUGACAGUCCAUCAGAUGUGACAGUGGAAGGAACUCCCCCCAGUCAGGAAGAUGGGAAAUCACCAACCACUACCCUGAGAGUUCAGGAGGCGAUUCUGAAGGAGUUGGGAAGUGAAGAGGUUCGAAAGGUAAACUGCUAUGGCCAAGAAGUGGAGCCUAUGGAAACAACGGAGUCAAAAGACUUAGGAUCUCAAACCCCCCAGGCUUUGACAUUUAAUGAUGGCAUAAGUGAAGUGAAAGAUGAACAGACACCAGGCUGGACGACAGCAGCUGGGGAUAUGAAGUUUGAAUAUCUGCUUUAUGGUCAUAGGGAACACAUUGUAUGUCAGGCUUGUGGUAAGACCUUUUCUGAUGAGGCACGACUGAGAAAACAUGAAAAGCUACACACUGCUGAUAGACCAUUUGUUUGUGAAAUGUGUACAAAGGGCUUUACCACACAAGCUCAUUUGAAAGAGCAUCUGAAAAUACACACAGGUUACAAGCCUUACAGUUGCGAGGUAUGUGGAAAGUCUUUUAUUCGUGCACCGGACUUAAAAAAGCAUGAAAGAGUUCACAGUAAUGAGAGGCCAUUUGCAUGCCACAUGUGCGAUAAAGCUUUCAAGCACAAGUCCCACCUCAAAGACCAUGAAAGAAGACACCGGGGAGAGAAACCUUUUGUCUGCAGUUCCUGCACUAAAGCAUUUGCUAAAGCAUCAGAUCUAAAGAGGCAUGAGAACAAUAUGCACAGCGAAAGAAAACAAGUUACUACAGCCAAUUCCAUCCAGAGUGAAACAGAACAGUUACAGGCAGCAGCUAUGGCUGCUGAAGCAGAGCAGCAAUUAGAAACUAUAGCUUGUAGUUAAAAAAAAAAAAAAAAAAAAAAAAAGAAAGAAAGAAAGAAAAACACCCAGAAACUUUAUCAAAAAUAAUAUAAGAUAUUAAAAUGAACAAAAUCUAUUGUUGAUAUACAUUUAGAUCAAUAAUUAUCUUUUGGAAAAAAAAAAACCUCAACUAUUUUUAUUGGAUUUGAAUGCUACAUAGGAACAGAAGGCAUUGUUCAGUUAGGUAUCUUAAAAAAUUCAGAGAUGGGUAUUGUUAGAAUAUAAAAUAGUUUUGUUGUCAUUAGCAGUAUAAUGCACUAAUAGCUGAUUUAUUUUAAGGUUAUGAUCAAUUUCUCUAUAAAACAGGGAUCAUCACUGGAGGAUAUUUUGCUUUAUCAAGCAUGGAAUACUGCAUACAAUAUAGACAUCAAAAUCAGUGAAUGAUGUCUAAAAUGCUGAUAGCUCAUAAAAUUAGAAACAGAAAGGAAAUAGUUGUUUUUCAUAAUUUUGAAGGUGUUAGGCUUACAAUUCUUGAGAAAGAAGCAAGAAAUGAUUCCCUAUUUUUUUUAAUGCCUCUUUUUUUUUUUUUUUUUUUUUUUAAUACCUAAGGUAGGUGCUAGAGGUUAGUACAGCAGGGUAAUGGGGGACUAUGAUCAAAAUUAAAUUUCUUCUUUUUCCACUCCCUCAAAUAUCCUUUCAUUUUAACUGAGGUGGCAAGUUUUAUUAACUAGGAAGUACUCGCUUUCCUAAAAAAACUGCAUUAUUCACCAUGGUCCAGGCUGGCAAAGAAGGGUCUUGCACUUGCCAGUCCCUUCUAUGAGGAAAAAGUGUCUGACUUAUUUGUUUCUGUGUUAAUUCAGAAGGCCCCAGGAUAUGGAACAGAACUACAAGGAAAAAAGGUGCAACAUGGAGAAAGAGCUAUUUUCCUUAAUGGGACCUGGUAGAACUGAGUUAAAGCUCAUUUGCAGCCUGACAUGAUAGCUUCUGUUAUACAGCUUUCACUCCACCUAACCUAGCACAGUCAAGGCAAAGAGCAGCACAGGAGGAUUAAGUGCACUGGCAAGUGACUGAAAUUCACUGCUGGAGCAUAGGGCACAGCCAUGGCCUAUUGCAUUACCUGCCAGCAGUGUUCAGACUGGGAUUUUCUAUUUUAGCUGGUUGUACCAACUUGUAAGUCCUGCUCACCUUUAAAGAAUUCCACCUUCUGGCACACUGCCACUCAGCAAGAGGGAGACUUCAUUGGGUGAUUUCAGUCUUAAAUUGAUUCAGAAUCAGUGUUCACUUGUAGUCUGUUACCUGGAGUUUCCUGUCAUGUUUUUUUUUGUUGUUGUUUUUUCCGACAAGCUGCUGCUAGUUUAACUGUUAACUCACAGAGUCAACAAAAUAAGUCAUCUUUGGAUUGCAGUCUGCUAUGUGUAGUUAACAAGAGAAGACACAAAAAUAGUGAUAAUAUGAUCCAAAGGGAUAUCGAGCCUUUAUUUAAAAUUUGUAAAUACUCAACUAUUGUCAACACUUCAUUUGAAGUAGGAAUGGGCAAAAAAUGCAUUAUUUUUGGUACAUGGUUGGACAACAUUGAUCAUUUGCGAUACCUAUAGCAUAUGAAAGUGUUAGACCAGUUUCUGGUAAGUUACUGUGUAGUAGAUCACAUUUUGCAUUUCUAAGUAGAAAUUGAAAAUAGCAUUUUUGGAACUGUUCUAUGAAACUUUGCUUAUUGUUUUGUUUGUUUGCUUUUAUACAGCUUCGUUAUUUUCAUGUACCCGUCAGGUUAAGCAAUUAUCUUAAAAUGCCAAUAAUCGUUUGAAGGCUGGUUUGUAAAUAAAACGUGAAUUUAAUAUUUUAGAAAAUGUAAACUUUGGACCUUUACCAAUAUAUUUUUUUAAAAUGUUGCUUCAUUUUACAUUCAGUAAUAUUAGUUUGUAAACAAACUAUACAUUUUGUAUCUGUGCAACAUCAGAGGAUGUGUAUUCAUUGCAUUUUAUUGGUUCUCUUGAGGAACAUGAUAAAUGACCAUUGUUAAAAUGUUUUAUUGUAUAUGAUCACAGAUAAAGAUAGUAGGUCCAGAAUGGGAUCUACUUUUUUCUUUCUAA